CACUGCAGGUGCUCCCUGAAGCCACCUUGGUUCCUAAGCCAGGACCAUCUGCCAGGUUUAAAAGCUUCUCAAGAAUGAGAUGGAUUCACCUGAGAAGCUGGAUAAGGACAAUUUAGUGGGCAUCAACAAAAACCGGCUUGGUGUGUGUGGCUGGAUUCUGUGUUCUCUCUCCUUCCUGUUGAUGCUCAUUACCUUCCCCAUCUCCAUAUGGAUGUGCUUGAAGAUCAUUAAGGAGUAUGAACGAGCUGUUGUCUUCCGACUGGGACGCAUCCAAGCUGGUAAAGCCAAGGGACCAGGUUUGAUCCUGGUCCUGCCCUGCAUAGAUGUCUUUGUCAAAGUUGAUCUGCGAACAGUUACUUGCAACAUUCCUCCACAAGAGAUCCUCACAAGAGACUCUGUGACCACCCAGGUAGAUGGAGUUGUCUAUUACAGAAUCCACAGUGCUGUCUCAGCAGUGGCCAAUGUCAAUGAUGUUCACCAAGCCACGUUUCUGCUGGCUCAGACCACUCUGAGAAAUGUCUUAGGGACACAGACCUUGUCUCAGAUUUUAUCUGGGCGAGAAGAGAUCGCCCAUAGCAUUCAGACCUUGCUUGAUGAUGCCACUGAGCUAUGGGGGAUCCAGGUGGCCCGGGUCGAAAUCAAAGAUGUCCGUAUUCCUGUGCAGCUGCAGAGAUCCAUGGCAGCUGAGGCUGAGGCCACUCGGGAAGCCAGAGCCAGGGUCCUUGCAGCAGAGGGAGAAAUGAAUGCUGCUAAGUCUCUCAAGUCGGCCUCCAUGGUGCUGACUGAGUCGCCCAUCGCCCUCCAGCUGCGUUACCUACAGACCUUGACCACUGUGGCCACAGAGAAGAAUUCCACCAUCCUGUUUCCCCUGCCCAUGAACGUACUGGAGGGCAUUGGUGGCAUCAACUAUGACAACAACAAGAAGGCCAGUGCUAGAGCCUGAGGCCUGCCCACAGCCUGAGGCCUGCCCAGUAGCCAGCUUACUUCAUAGAAAGGCCUUCCUGUGCUUGGAGAAGCCAGUCAUUAGAGGCCAGAGAGGCCAGUGCUAUUCAAGCUGCAGUAAGUCCUCAGCUAGAACAGUGCUCACAGAGAAAAUCAUAGGUGCUCUACAAGAGCAAAGGCAGAGAGGGGAACUGGGCACUGCUCUUGCUUUUCAGACAUAUCAACAUUCAGUAGUCUUCUGUUAUUAAUUAGCACUAGCCCCUGACAGCAGGAGAGGAGGAAGUCACGGGUGAUGUAAGACUUCAGAUCCUAAAUUGUGUUAAAAAAGAACUACUCUAGAUUUGUAGAGUGAAGUAGAUCUGUCAUUUACACCACAUAUUUGAUUUGCUGUGAUAAAGUGCUAGGUCAGGUAGCCAUAGUGAAACCCCUCAGUACUGAAAACUAGGAUUGAUUAUGUUAAAGACAAAAUAGCCCCAAACAGCAAUAGCAUAGCACGAAGA
Messenger RNA from Nannospalax galili (Upper Galilee mountains blind mole rat), 1442 nucleotides. It is a transcript of the gene Stoml3, whose product is annotated as stomatin like 3. Gene Ontology annotation, cellular component: plasma membrane. NCBI's taxonomy places the organism in Eukaryota, Metazoa, Chordata, Mammalia, Rodentia, Spalacidae. The record is from RefSeq and is a predicted model, not a curated record. The transcript is spliced from 7 exons. Bases 80 to 943 code for a protein of 287 amino acids.